Messenger RNA from Plodia interpunctella (Indianmeal moth), 2347 nucleotides. RefSeq names its product facilitated trehalose transporter Tret1-like. The coding region runs from base 184 to 1677 and encodes 497 amino acids. Gene Ontology annotation, molecular function: sugar transmembrane transporter activity. The transcript has 7 exons. Gene Ontology annotation, biological process: carbohydrate transport; transmembrane transport. Gene Ontology annotation, cellular component: membrane. NCBI's taxonomy places the organism in Eukaryota, Metazoa, Arthropoda, Insecta, Lepidoptera, Pyralidae. The record is from RefSeq and is a predicted model, not a curated record.
AAUACAUACUACGCGCAGUGUCCCGCCAACCGCCAAGCGCGCCAAUAACAACGUUACAUAAUUCAAAAAUAGAACAUUUUAUUUUUUUCGUCACAAAUUAUUUUUAAUUUUAUGGAUUUGUUUGUGUUGUUGCCAGUGUGUGUUAUUGAACAUUUUAUUUUUUGACACAGCUAUCGAUUUUUGAUGAAUGUAGCAACAGACACCAAAAUGGACAAGCCCACUAUGCACAUGCUCUCCGUCCAGGAGAAGGGCGGGGAGACCAGGAAAUCCACACAGUAUUUAGCUGCAGUUGCUGCCACAAUCGGCGCAGUUAUAGCUGGCACGAUCCUAGCUUGGACGUCCCCUGCGCUACCGCAGUUGGAGCCCCUGAAGGACAACUCUACCGUCAACAACGUUACCGUCGUCAACCACACGCUGGUCAACUCGUUGGGACAGCCCGCUGGUUUCUUGUUGGAUGGGAAACAGAGUUAUCUCGUCUCCUCAAUAUCUCCAAUAGGCGCGCUCAUCAGCGCCCUACCAGCCGGCUACCUCACGCAGAAACUGGGUCGACGGCCCACCAUCCUCGUCCUGUCCAUACCCUUCAUGCUUAACUGGCUGCUCAUCAUCUUUGCCAAUGGCGCCGGGAUGUUGAUCGCUGGGAGAUUCUUCGGCGGAAUCGGAACUGGUGGAAUUUGCGUGGCAGCUCCUCUUUACAUCGGUGAGAUAGCUGAGACUUCCAUCCGAGGGUCUCUUGGAGCCUUCUUCCAGUUGUUCCUCACCAUCGGUAUUCUUCUCUGCUACGUCAUCGGCGGCUGGACUCAUUGGAGGACGCUAUCCAUCAUCUUGGCUAUCUUCCCACCAUUGCUGGUUAUUGUAUUCUGGUGGAUGCCAGAAACCCCCCAGUAUUUGCUCGGCAAGAACAGACGUCGUGACGCUGAAGCGGCCCUGCGCUGGCUGAGGGGACCCGACGCUGACCUCACCAUUGAACUUGAUGACAUGCAGAAAGAGCUCGACGCCGCGAGCAGACGGCGCGCGGGCGCGCUGAGCAUGCUCGCGAGCCGCGCGCCGCGCGCCGCCUUCGUGUGCUCGCUCGGGCUCAUGUUCUUCCAGCAGUUCAGCGGCGUCAACGCCGUCAUCUUCUACACCAACGACAUCUUCCGCUCCGCCGGCUCCAACAUCCCGCCCGUCAUUGCCACCAUCAUCGUCGGCGUCGUCCAAACCCUGGCCACUUACGUCUCCUCUUUGCUGAUCGAAAAGGCCGGCCGCAGGGUCUUACUCCUCCAAAGCUGCACGAUCAUGGGCAUCACCCUCAUCGUCCUCGGAAUUUACUUCAAAUUACAAAGCAGCGGCUACAACGUGUCUCCCGUUGGAUGGAUUCCGUUAGUUUCUCUAGUGUUAUACAUCAUUUCGUUCUCGAUGGGCUUCGGGCCUAUACCUUGGAUGAUGAUGAGCGAGUUAUUCGCAGGUGAAUACAGAAGUGCCGCGACUGGGAUCAGCGUUAUUGUCAACUGGAGUUUGGUCUUCAUCGUGACCCUAUGCUUCCCGCUGAUGAGAGACGCGAUCGGUAUUUACAGUUGCUUCUGGUUGUAUUCAGGAUUCAUGAUAGUCUGUUUCUUCUUCGUUUUCUUCUUGAUUCCCGAAACUAAGGGCAAGUCUUUGGCGCAAAUUCAGGCCAUACUUGCUGGGAAAAGUAUAUGAAAUGUAGUACCGUUUAGAAUAUAAUGAUAAUAUUCGAGGCUCGAACCACAUUAGUAGUUUUCAUAAGAGUUUUAAAAGUGGGACCUGUUUUUUUAAUAUAUAUUUUGUGACCUUGAAUAGGAUCAUGAAUUAAGAGAACAAAAUAAAUAAGUAGAAACAUUUUCCUUUUAGGUAGACAACAGAGACUGCUGAGUUUUAUUUAUGUGUUUAAUUUAUUUCUAAAUGAUGAAAAUAUAAGUCGGGCCAACUGAUAUCGUCAAGAUAAACUGAGCCUAAUAAUUUAGUAUAUAGAUCCCAUUAUAGCUUGACGUUAUAAGUUGCAACACACAGUAGCAGUCGGUAUCUUCACGUUGCUGGUCAAAGUCCUCUAUUGUUUAACUAAUUGGAAACUCUUUUGUUGAAAGUAGGUAUUGAAAUUUGAAUUAAUUUAUGUUUAGAUUUGUUUUUUUUUUUUAAGAUCGUCACGCGUACAAUGAAACUGGACAAAUUUUGUUUUGUUAUCGAAUAAUAAUGUAUUUAAUUAUUCAACUGUUAUUAGUACUAUUUGGUUGUUAGUACUUAGAUAGUCUUAAGGAAAGUGCCAAAUAUUGUUAAUUUAUUAUGUGAGAAUGGAUUUAACUUAUUGUUAAAUGUGAUGUGAUGUGUUAGAGAAUUAAAUAAUUUUAUAGUU